GUCGCGGGCGAUGAAGGUUCCGCACUGAAAUGGACGCGGUGAGAUGCUACACUCUGGACUUUUUUCCUGAAAACAUUUUAAUUGAUAUUUUAUCUUAUUUAAAUGUGCGAGAACUCGUGCGCAACUCCAGAGUGUGCAGGCGCUGGAAGCAGCUGGUGAAGGACCAGAGACUGUGGAGAGCUGUCGAUCUGUCCACAUGGAAAAGAGUGACGUCUCGAGUGCUGUGGGCUCUGCUGCGUCAGUAUCUGGGUCACGGGCUGCGUCUCCUGCGUCUGCGCGGUCUGCUCCUGUCUGCGCGCGCCGGCGUGUUCCUCAGCGAGUCCUGGCUGCGCGCGCUGCGCUCCAAGUGUCCUCGUCUGCGCAGACUCUGCCUCAUACACACAGAUCUGCGGGGCUUACCCAGCGUCCGGCUGCUGCCGCUCUCACUGCAGGUGCUGGAGCUGCACUUCUGUGAGGUGCCGGCCGGCUUCUUCUGCGAGGGCGACGGCGUGGAGACGCUGGUUCUGGACAGCGUGCCGUCGUUCUCGGAUCAGCACCUGCGCAGUCUGAGCGCGUGGCGAGGCCUGACCCGGCUGGAGCUGCGCGACCUGAUCCGCGUGACCGUCGCGGGCCUGAAGAGCUGCGUGCCGCCCGGCCCACACACACUCGCGCGCCUCACACAGCUGGAGCUGCAGACGGGCAGCCGGACCCAGAUGGUGGCGCUGGGCCUGGGCGAGGGCUGGCCGGGCCUGGAGCGCCUCAGCCUGGGGGGGAAGGAGGUCGGGCCGGGGCUGCUGUCUCUCGCCCGUCUGCAGGACCUGCGCUCGCUGCGGCUGCGCACAUGCAGACUCACACAGAUGAUGGUGCUCAGGAGCUGCAGGUGUCUGACGCGGCUGCGCCUGCUGGAGUUCGUGGAGGUGGAGUUUGUGGAGGACGAGGUGAGAUCAGACGAGACCGACCGACCGCCGGCGAGCGACGCCGACCCCGCGCCGAGCCUCAGACGCGCGCUGCGCUCCAUGCUCCCCGCGUGCGUCACACACUUCACCCGCUGCACGCGCGCCGUCAACAAGGACUGAGGCGUUCACGAGGACAGACUGAAACACACACCCUCGGCACGAGCCUGACGUGCGGAGAACAAGAUUUAUACUGUAUAAUAAAGUGCAUCUGAAUACA
Molecule: messenger RNA, 1152 nt
Organism: Rhinichthys klamathensis goyatoka
Lineage: Eukaryota; Metazoa; Chordata; Actinopteri; Cypriniformes; Leuciscidae
Product: F-box/LRR-repeat protein 12-like
Exons: 5
Coding region: 30-1055 (341 amino acids)
Biological process (GO): positive regulation of protein ubiquitination; SCF-dependent proteasomal ubiquitin-dependent protein catabolic process
Cellular component (GO): SCF ubiquitin ligase complex
Molecular function (GO): protein binding
Source: RefSeq, a predicted model, not a curated record